AUGUGGAAGUGGGAGUCAAACUUCAGAAACCAUAUAAUCGAUGAGAAGCCAAUCAAGGAAGCGAGUAUCUUCAGGUACCUAGGAAGUUGCAUCUCUGGCGAAGGAGGUCUUCAAGAUGAAAUAUCUGCCAAGACAAACGCAUCCUGGAUGAAAUGGAGGACCUUCACAGGAGUUCUAUGCGACAAGCGAAUGCCAGUGCAGUUCAAAUCCCAAAUAUACCGUACUGUGAUCCGUCCCACAGCGCUGUAUGGCAGCGAAUGUUGGCCCAGUACGCAAAGAACACAAGCUUGGUUUCAUGAAGAAAAGAAUGCUGCGUUGGACAUUAAGUAUCACCUUGUGGAUCAUGUCUGUAAUGACACAGUUCGUGCAAGGAUGAAAGUUGCUCCCAUCGUUAAGAAAAUGCAGGAAAAUCGACUGCGAUGGUACGGGCAUGUGAGCAGAAGAAAUGAGAACCAUAUUACAAGAAUGGCCAUGUCUCUGGAGUUUGCUGGAAAAAGACCACGGGGAAGACCAAAGAUGAGGUGGAUGGACAGCAUCAAAGCUGACCUGAAAGAGCUUAGCAUAGACAACAUCAUGCCUUAA
Molecule: messenger RNA, 582 nt
Organism: Strongylus vulgaris
Lineage: Eukaryota; Metazoa; Nematoda; Chromadorea; Rhabditida; Strongylidae
Source: the annotation of a GenBank genome assembly